Molecule: messenger RNA, 4552 nt
Organism: Platichthys flesus (European flounder)
Lineage: Eukaryota; Metazoa; Chordata; Actinopteri; Pleuronectiformes; Pleuronectidae
Product: serine/threonine-protein phosphatase 4 regulatory subunit 3-B-like
Exons: 16
Coding region: 293-2674 (793 amino acids)
Biological process (GO): protein dephosphorylation; DNA damage response
Cellular component (GO): nucleoplasm; protein phosphatase 4 complex
Molecular function (GO): protein phosphatase activator activity
Source: RefSeq, a predicted model, not a curated record
CACAAGAUCGGAUUACAAGAUGGCGGAGUGUGGACGUUAGCGAGGAGGCCGCAGGAGUUGUUGUGCUCUGCGCGAAUUCACACUUCGAGAAGACGCCUCCGGUCGAGCCGCCUCACGCCCGGCGAGUUAUGCGUUUGUGAAACAGCCACAGGUUAAUUUCCCCGCUGCUGUGAACCGUAACAUGCGGGAAAGACCGUUCACAGGUCGCGGGUAGGAAAACACUAACAGACCGGGGUGAGGUGAGAGCUUGUUAGCAGCCCCAGCUAGCCUGCUAGCUCCGACGCGGCUAACCAUGUCGGACACUCGGCGGCGGGUGAAGGUGUACACGCUGAACGAAGACCGGCAGUGGGACGACCGGGGCACCGGGCACGUUUCGUCCACAUUCGUUGAGCGACUAAAGGGCAUUUCGUUGCUAGUUCGGGCCGAAUCAGACGGAUCUCUACUGUUGGAGUCGAAGAUAAGUCCGAAUACAGCAUAUCAGAAACAACAGGACACGCUAAUUGUCUGGUCCGAAGCAGAUAACUAUGACCUUGCCUUAAGUUUCCAAGAGAAGGCUGGAUGUGAUGAGAUCUGGGAAAAGAUUUGUCAGGUUCAAGGCAAGGACCCUGCCCUGGACAUCACCCAGGAUCCCAUUGAUGAGUCAGAGGAGGAACGCUUUGAGGAGAUCCCAGAGACAAGCCACCUGGUGGAGCUCCCUACCUGCGAACUAAGUCGACUGGAGGAGAUAGCUGACCUGGUUACAUCUGUCCUGUCUUCCCCCAUCCGGAGGGAGAAACUCGCCUUGGCCCUGAUGAGCGAGGGUUACAUCAAGAAACUCCUGGGACUCUUCAGAGUAUGUGAAGACCUGGACAACAGAGAGGGCCUACAUCACCUUUAUGAGAUUGUCCGAGGGGUCUUGUUCCUCAACAAAGCGGCCCUCUUUGAGGUGAUGUUCUCUGAUGAAUGCAUCAUGGAUGUGGUUGGCUGCCUUGAGUAUGACCCGGCGCUGGUUCAGCCUAAACGGCAUCGGGAGUUUUUGACCAAGACGGCGAAGUUUAAGGAGGUGAUCCCUAUCACAGACUCAGAGCUGCGGCAGAAGAUCCACCAGACCUACCGGGUGCAGUACAUCCAGGACAUCAUCCUGCCCACGCCAUCCGUCUUCGAGGAGAACUUCAUGUCCACACUCAACUCCUUCAUCUUCUUCAACAAGGUGGAGAUUGUCAGUAUGUUGCAGGAGGACGAGAAGUUCCUAACCGAGGUCUUCGCACAGCUCACAGAUGAAGCCACGGACGACAGUAAAAGAAGAGAGCUUGUGAAUUUUGUCAAGGAAUUCUGUGCGUUUUCACAAACGUUGCAGCCACAAAACAGAGACGCCUUCUUCAAAACUCUGGCAAAUCUUGGCAUCUUACCUGCUCUGGAAAUAGUCAUGGGAAUGGAUGACCUGCAGGUGAGAACAGCAGCCACAGACAUCUUCUCGUACCUGGUGGAAUUCAGCCCCUCCAUGGUCAGGGAGUUUGUCAUGCAGGAGCCUCAGCAGACAGAUGAUGACGUUCUGCUGAUAAACGUUGUCAUCAAGCAGAUGAUCUGUGACUCCGACCCCGAGCUAGGAGGCGCUGUCCAGCUGAUGGGUCUCCUCAGGACGCUCAUCGACCCAGAGAACAUGCUUGCGUCCACAAAUAAAACAGAGAAGACUGAAUUCCUGAGUUUCUUCUACAAGUACUGCAUGCAUGUCCUGACGGCUCCCCUGCUGGCCAACACUGCACAUGACAAAAACUCAAAAGAUCUGCAGGAGGGAUCUACGAAGAUCAACCCCGUCUGUCCAGACAACUUCCAGACAGCUCAGCUGCUGGCACUGAUCCUGGAGCUUCUCACCUUCUGUGUGGAGCACCACACCUAUCACAUCAAGACCUACAUCAUGAACAAAGACCUGCUCAGGAGAGUGCUGGUGCUUAUGAACUCAAAGCACACCUUCCUCGCCCUUUGUGCCCUGCGUUUCAUGCGCAGGAUCAUCGGUCUGAAGGAUGAGUACUACAACCGCUACAUCAUCAAAGGGAACCUGUUUGAGCCGGUCAUUAAUGCCCUGCUGGACAACGGCACCCGAUACAACCUCCUCAACUCCGCCAUCAUAGAGCUCUUUGAGUUCAUCAGAGUGGAGGACAUCAAAUCUCUCAUCGCUCACAUUGUGGAUAAUUUCUACAAAGCACUUGAAACCAUCGAGUACGUCCAGACCUUCAAGGGCUUGAAAGGUCGAUACGAGCAGGAGAAAGACCGGCUGAGUCAGAGGCUCAACAGCAGAUAUCGCAGAGAUGCGCGGUCGUUGGACGAAGAUGAAGAGUUGUGGUUCAAUGACGACGACGAUGAUGAGGAUGGAGAGGCCGUGGAGAAGAGGAUGGAGGACGACUUCUCGGACAGCUACGGCAAGUACAUGGAAGCCAAAAAAGUAGCUGCCAACGGAGCUAAUGGUGCCAACAACAACAACGGGAAAGCUGCUGUGAGUCCGCCUUCAUCGCCACCAGUCACUCCCAACAACAGCUCAACUUCGUCUGUGAAAACAGUUGCUCUUCCUGCCACUCCAGUAGUUAAGACCGCUCUGGUUGGUUUGGUGGACUACCCAGAUGAUGAGGAUGACGAGGAGGAGGAGGAGGAUGAGGAGGAAGAGCAGUCUCCGAGGAAGCGACCCCGUCUGAGCUCUUAAGGCUGAUUGUCCUCUGUUUGGUCGUGGUGGGCGGACACUGAGUCCCUCCCAUCCUCCCUCCUUUGGUCGUCUCAUUGGUCCUGGGCCUGCCUGCGCCACCCGUCCGUCUCACUGAGGAGACGGGAGAAGAUGAGCGCUCACCUCACUCAGCCCCUCCCUAUUUCUGCUCCUCCUUCCUCCUCCAGGAGGAGAUGGAGAGUUUCUCCUUCACUGGAAACAAAGACAGAUCCCUCUGUUUCUUCAGCCCGUCAAUUAUAUCUCUUCCUUUUUACCAACAGCCUCCUCUAGGAGACCCCGAGACCUCGUUUCUUCCUCCUGCCUUCUCCUCUGUUUCACCACACUCCCCUGUUCUCCUCGUCCACAUCUCUCUCUGAACUCCUUUCUUUCUCCUUCUCAUCCACCAUCCUACGCAGUGACCAGAGAGGCUGCUGGGGGGGGGGGGGGGGGGACACACACAGUGCCAAGGCGGCUCCCAACUCUGCACUGUUGCUAUAGCAACAGUGGCAAGGAAGCUGCGGUACCACACCGACCCGACAGGAACCGCCUCCUCACACGUCCUCAUCUGAACUCUCCCUUCCAUCUCUGAUCCCGAACCGGUGAGCUCUAGAGACACGAGGCAGCCAGGGUGCGACCUGCUCAGGAGGCCAGUCAGGCUAGCAGGACUAGCCGUUAUAGUUAUAGGAAGCUUGACUGGCAGCAGCAGUGUGUGCGCUGCCACAGAACUAUUCACUCUUGUUGGGGACAAGAAGGAUCCAGGCAGCACUGGAGAAACAAAACACAGAGAAACGGGGGAGGGAACAAACGACAAAAAAUGUACCAGGAUGAAACCGGACCCAGAGGAGCAGGACUCAGACCUUCAGAAGCCAUGGUGUCUGUUUGGCCACGGCACACACACACCAAACACAACACAGCGUCUCACGUGCAGGACUGCGUUAGCCAGAGAUCCUGUAUUUCAUGACUUUGUUAAACAGUACUGUACAGAUGUUUUUUUUCCUUUUUAAUCAUUUGCCCUAGACCUGAUUUUGAAAGGGGAGAGAGACUCCGACCUGACCUGUGUAUCUUUUUUGUUGUCGUCGCACAAAAAGGUGGAGUCGCUGUUCACCCUUUCAGUCCAGUACAUUUGAUUCAAUGUAAAAUGCUGGUUUUAAGAAGUAACGUAUUAAACUGCAGUAAAGUCAUUUUUGCAGCCAACAGUUGGAGGAUGUCUGACGUUUUGUAUUUUAUGUGGAUGAAGAAUUUAGCGGCCUCAUUGUGACGCACACAUUUCCCGUCUUUCACCCGAGAGGAUUCCGGUGUCAUGAGCGAUUUUUAUCCCAGUUUGAAGGACGAAAAUGUUCAGAUCAAUUCCACGUUUUUAUUUGAGUUCCAGUUUGACGUCUUCCUUUGGCCUGUCCACCAAAACAACUGCACGUUAUUUUACCAUUUUAAGCCAAACCCUUGAAUGGAUGAAAUGUUUUUAUUAGUUAUGAUUAAGAUGAUUCAUACCCAAAGUCGAUGCCAUGCAGCAUUAGAGUCAACCGGAGUUUUAACCGUUCAGUGGGAACAUUUUCCAGACGCCUUUUUAGAUACGGGUUUGACGAAUGCCGGAGGGCGAGGAGGCAUUUCAGUGUCGGGUCCGAAACAUUUCUUGUGUCGAGGCCACUGAGGGAGUCAGACUGGAUCAAUAACUUCAAUCUACAACCCGGAGUAAAACCAUUACAGCCAGUGUGCGUUUAGGUGAGCAGUGAAAUUCUUCCCUCCUGUCUGUUCGUGCUGCUCAACAAUAUGACUGUUCAUGCGCUCCCUUGAUGAACUUGUAUUAAGUGCAUUUACUACCAUUAUCCAACAUUUGUAUGAAUUUGAUAAGUUUUGAAAUUAAAUGUGACCCUGACACUGAAA